AUGAUUACAACAGAUAAACGUUGGAUUAAACAAUAUGUUCUUGGUGUUGGAUGUAACGGCCCUGUUUAUUUAGCAACACAUUCUUCUGCCAAAAAUUAUUCAGAAGCUGUAGCUGUUAAAUCUGCUGAAAUUGGCACAGAUGAAUGCUCUGUUCUACGUGAAGAAGCAAAAAUUUUGAACAAAUUAAAAGGUUCUCCUUAUAUAAUUCGAUGUUUCGGAGAAGACCAAAGCACUGAAUACUCAAAGUAUACGUAUAAUCUGUUGCUUGAAUGCGCCCAUAGCGGCACAUUACUAACUUUCAUACUCUGGAAUGGAAAAAUUUCCGAACAAGUUGCAGCGAUCUAUGCUUAUCAACUCUUGAUGGGUAUCCGUCACAUUCAUAACAAAGGGUAUAUCCACGGCGAUAUUAAAUUAACCAACAUACUUAUUUAUCCGGACAACAAGUUGAUUAAAAUUGCUGAUUUUGGAUGUGCCAAAGAAGAAAAAAGUCGUGCGCAUCAAGUUUUCGAUAUUUGUUCGGUUGGGUGCGUUGUUGCAAAGAUGCUGACCGGAAAGGGCAGCUGGUAUGCGGAACAGAUUGAUGAAUAUAAACGUCAGAUUUGGGGAUUUGAUACGGGGGAUGAACAGUUUAUAGAUAUUGGUCUUUCUAAAAUGGCUGAAAAUUUCGUGAUAGGCUGUUUGCUUUGUGAUGUUCCUGGUGGAUUAUUGAGUGUGGAUGAAUUGAUUAAUCAUCCUUUUAUUCAGAACGUAAUUAGUACUGAGAAUGAACAUCACAUGAUGAAUACUCAUAAUCCUUUUGGUGAUUACUGGGUUUUAGAGCGUGAUUUGUUUAGUACAACUUAUGACGAAUGGAAAGCCAAAAUAAGGAGAUCCAUCAAUGCUCAAAGAAAACAAGGAUAUACUUAG
Messenger RNA from Solanum lycopersicum (tomato), 906 nucleotides. The record is from RefSeq and is a predicted model, not a curated record. Lineage: Eukaryota; Viridiplantae; Streptophyta; Magnoliopsida; Solanales; Solanaceae.